UUAAACAUAAUAAAAUGGCAAAUUUAUUAAAACUUAUUGCUUUAAUAGCUGUUGUCUUACCUGCCUGCUUAUGUGUCACCAUCAAGCCACGCAGCAGUUGGGGUGCAGCUUCAGCACGUUCACCUUCCCGCAUAAACGGAGCCGUUGACUAUGUCAUUAUCCAUCAUUCAGACAAUCCCAAUGGCUGUUCAACAGAAUCAGCUUGCCAAAGACUGAUUAAGAAUAUACAAACCGAUCAUAAGGGCCGUCGUAAUUUCAGUGAUAUUGGCUAUAAUUUCAUUAUUGCUGGCGAUGGCAAUGUUUAUGAGGGACGUGGUUGGGGUCUGCAAGGUUCUCAUGCCCCCAACUACAAUCGCAACAGUAUUGGCAUUGUGUUCUUGGGUAAUUUUGAAAACUCCAAGCCUUCGAAUCAAAUGUUGCAAAAUGCUAAAGAUUUAAUAGCCCAAGCUGUUAGUGGUGGUUAUUUGAAGGACAGCUAUACUUUGUUGGGACAUCGCCAGACUAAGGCCACCUCUUGCCCUGGCACUCAGCUGUAUAAUGAAAUUAAGACCUGGCCUCAUUGGCGUAAUAUUUAAGUUGUAGUCUUUAUAAAUCACUAUUUAACAUUAUAUUGUAGUUUUUAAACUAUUAGUCACUAAUUUUAUACAAUUAAAAUAAAUGUUUAACUGAAAUAUGGAGCACUUCUAA
Messenger RNA from Calliphora vicina (urban bluebottle blowfly), 687 nucleotides. RefSeq names its product peptidoglycan-recognition protein SB1-like. The transcript is spliced from 4 exons. Lineage: Eukaryota; Metazoa; Arthropoda; Insecta; Diptera; Calliphoridae. Gene Ontology annotation, molecular function: zinc ion binding; N-acetylmuramoyl-L-alanine amidase activity; peptidoglycan binding. The record is from RefSeq and is a predicted model, not a curated record. Bases 15 to 575 code for a protein of 186 amino acids. Gene Ontology annotation, biological process: peptidoglycan catabolic process; innate immune response.